Hippocampus zosterae (dwarf seahorse) is the source of this 3039-nucleotide messenger RNA. RefSeq names its product plasmalemma vesicle associated protein a (gene plvapa). Gene Ontology annotation, cellular component: caveola. Gene Ontology annotation, biological process: regulation of vascular permeability; positive regulation of cellular extravasation. The transcript is spliced from 7 exons. NCBI's taxonomy places the organism in Eukaryota, Metazoa, Chordata, Actinopteri, Syngnathiformes, Syngnathidae. The record is from RefSeq and is a predicted model, not a curated record. The coding region runs from base 319 to 2751 and encodes 810 amino acids.
GGGUCUGAAGUCGAGCUAACUUCCCAUCAUGGGAAGUGUGUGGCCAAGCAGUUUAUAAAUUCCUACCAUGUUUACACUUCACCCACAAUCUGAUCGAUUCCCAUGUUUUCAUCGCCACGCGAAGGAAACGUCUGGCCCAUUUAUGUAGCAUUUUGUGCUUUGUCAGACAAACCGGCACCAGCCCUUCAAUACACGGACAUCGUCUUCCAACCUGCUCUCGUAUAAGUCGGGUUCUUCCUAGGGGUUAUCUGCAGUGCGGUGUGCUUCGGAUGAACUUGUGCUUCUUUCUCUUGGACCUUCUUUGAGCCACCAGCACUCAUGUAUAGCAGCGGCUAUACUCAAGUGUCCAAGGCCAGCCCGCAGGGCCAAAAGAAGAUGCAGUAUCGGUCAAAGGGCAAGAGCUGUGGUUACUACUUGAGAAUCAUCUUCUUCUUCUCCUCACUGAUUCAGUCGCUCAUCAUCGUCAGCCUGGUUCUCUUCUUGGUCUAUGGUAAGACGCAGGACUCCGCUUCAACGGUGCGCAUACAGGACUUGGAGGAGAGCUUCAGUCGACUCUCUAUCGAGAACGUCGCCCUCAGGCAGCAGAGGAGGAACCUGACCAACCUACUCAAUGUCACCCUGACUGAGAAGACCCGCAACGACUGGGACCUGCUGAGACUUCGUUACUUGUCAAACGCCUCUAUAAAGUUCAUUCAGGACCUGGACGCUAGGCUGCAACAGAUGAAUAUGGAGCUGAUGAUGUGCAAGAACCAGGCACGUUUUUCAUCAAAUUGUCCACAACCCCAAAUGCAAAUGACGCCUCAGUCUGGAGGUUGUGGGUUGCAGAUGGAGCGUUUGAAUGCCCAACUUGAGCUUUUGCAGUCCAACUUUACACAUACAACACAGAGAAUGAGGAUGGAAAUGGACCAGAUUACUAAAGACAGGGACAAUCUUAACCUGGAGGCCAUCGAUCUAAGAAGACACAAGUCAAUUCACGAAAAGGAGAUUGAGUUGAACAGACAAAGAUGCAAGCAAGACUUUGUUCAGUCCUUGAGCGGCGUCUCCAAUGUCUCCAGAGCCUUUCUACUGAAGAUUGAAUCCCUCUUCCCGACUCACAUUGCCUUCCAGCUCACCUGCGAGAAACAGAGAGAGCACCUAGAGCAGAUUCGCACGAACUGCACCAGUCUGUCUCGAGAGGUUGAGGACAGGUUCCAGAGUUACUUGAAUAACGUCGGUGAUCAGAUGUCUGAGAUCCAGUCUGAGAACAGCCGAUUGAAGGCCGAGAACAUGCGACGGUCUGAUGACUACCGCGUGUGCAGUCAAAACCGCACAGCUAUGGUCCUAGAGCACAGACGGACCCUCGAGAAGCUUCAGCUGAAACAUGACAAGGACUCUGAGAGGCUUCUGUUGGAGAAAAUGAGGCUGAGCGGUGAUGUUGAAGUCCUUGAAAACAGUGUCAACUACAAAAAUAAAGAAGUGGAACACCUCAAAGACCAACUCAGGAAGCUCAACAUGUCCUGCAUUCCUAAGACUGGAUUCGGUGGCUUGCCGGGAGCUGGUGGAGGACAGUUUGGAAGGGCUGGGUCAUAUGGGUUGGGCUCCUCAAAUGUGGGGUCAACUGGGUUGAAUCCAAGCCUUGGCUCAACUGGCUCAGGAGUAAACCGACUAGGGUCAACUGGGAUGGGCUCCUCAAGUCUUGGUUCAACUGGUGUAGGAUUAAACAGACAAGGAUCAACAGGGUUAGGCUCUUCGAGUCUUGGUUCGACCGGCUCAGGAUCAAACAAAUUAGGAUCAACAGGGUUAGGCUCUUCGAGUCUUGGUUCGACCGGCUCAGGAUCAAACAAAUUAGGAUCAACAGGGUUAGGCUCUUCGAGUCUUGGUUCCGCUGGGUCAUUAAACAGACAAGGAUCAACGGGGUUGGGCUCGUCAAGUCUAGGUUCAACUGGGACAGGACUAAACAAAUUGGGAUCAACUGGCUUGGGUUCCCCUAGUCUUUCUUCAACUGGGUUAGGAUUAAACAAAUUAGGAUCACCUGGGUUAGGCUCCUCAAGUCUUGGAUCAUCUGGGUCAGGAUCAAACAAAUUAGGUUCAACGGGGUGGGGCUCUUCGAGCCUUGGGUCAACUGGGUUAGGGUCAAACAAGUUGGGAUCAUCUGGGAUGGGCUCCUCAAGCACUGGAUCAAUGGGGUCAAGUUUAAAUAAACUUGGAUCGAAUGGUUUGGGCUCCUCAACGCUUGGCUCAACUGGGUCAGGAUUAAAUAAACAGGGCUCAACAGGGUUAGAUUCUUCAGGUCUUGGCUCAACUGGGUCAGGAUUAAACAAACAGGGAUCAACAGGGUCAGGUUCUUCUGGGCUUGGGUCAACUGGGUCAGGGUUAAACAAAUUAGGCUCAACAGGGUUAGGUUCCUCUAGUUUUGGCUCAACUGGUUUAGGAUUAAACAGGCAAGGAUCAACCGGUUUGGGCACUUCAGGUCUUGGUUCAACUGGGUCAAAUAAUAAACCGACUUCAAGUCUGAAAAGCUCCUCUGGCCUCGGGUCAAUCACUUCUGGACUUUUUGGCUUUGGGUCAAGCAACAGUAAUGCAGGACAAAGUAAGCCAGGAAUUGGAGUUGGAAGGGGAACGUCAAGUGGAUCUUCACUUGGAACAGGAAGAACCAGCAGUCUGGGAGGUGGUUCAGUCAGCGUGGCUCAGCACCUACAAGAAUUGCAACGUAUCAUCAACCCCUCUUACGCCAAUGAAGAGAGACAAGAGCUUUCCAGAAUGAUGGGCUAGUCCAUCGCGACAAAGAAAAUUGAAAACUGCAAGGGAUUUAUCAAUGCCUCACACCUCGUCAAGUUCACCAAGGUAUAAAAUAAAUGUGCUUUAUAAUAUACUUUUUUUGCAGGUGUUGAAUACUAAAAUAUGCACAUUCAAAAGGAUAGACAAACUUCAGCACUUUUUUUCUUCAUAUAGAAUGUGACAUUUUGUCUUUUAGUCAUAUAUCUAUAAUUGUGUAUAACUGGGAGAGCAGGCCCAUGUGGUAUUUUUAAACGUGUAAAUAAAGAAGUCUUUGUUCCGUUG